This is a messenger RNA of Linum trigynum, 2246 nucleotides long. The record is from the annotation of a GenBank genome assembly. Lineage: Eukaryota; Viridiplantae; Streptophyta; Magnoliopsida; Malpighiales; Linaceae.
GCGCCAUUUCAUGCGGAUCGAAAUCGACAACGAUCUGCUUACGACAAUGGCGGAGCGAUGGCGUCCUGAAACCCAUACGUUCCACCUUCCGGAGGGGGAUAUAACGAUCACCCUCAAAGACGUGGCGAUCCUCACCGGGCUGCCGAUUUCUGGAGAUGCCAUCAUUGGUUCCACUACCAAACCCGAAGGAGGUUGGGGGCCGCUCAUUCGUGAUCGUCUGGGCUUUGACAUGCCGACCACCACACCAAUUCAAGAACGGGGGCAUCCACCGUUGAAUGUGGGACAAGUGUCGGUCCCGUGGAUGGUAACUCACAUCCAGAAUGAGGUGGAAAUCAAUGACGAGACUCCGGAAGAUCAAGUGGACAAUAUAAAAAUGAUGGCAACCGCUUCUCCGGAAGAUCAAUGCGGGACAAGUGUCUUCUGCUCGUACUUUUUUGGCUGAUGUGCAACGGCUGCAAGGUGAACAAUAUAAAAAUGGUCAAUACAUGAUAAACAACAAAUUAUCAAACACAUAGUUAAGUCGCAUUAAAGGACAUUAGUACCUGCAUGCCACGAUUGAUUUUUGAUGUCUUUCUUCUUUCCAAAUUUGUGUUGGAAAUUGGCGAGCCAGUGUCGAAUACACCAACGCCAUGUCCAUCCCCACUCGUUAGGAAAACCACCCACGACAUUCCUAAUCCCCCGUGUCGAUCGGAUAUAAUCGUAAUACCCUCCCGCUGUGUCACAUGUUCGUGUAGUUGGUCAAAGAACCAUGCCCAACUUAAGCUGUUCUCCCUUUCCACUAUUGCAAAUGCAAGCGGGAAAAUCCUCCUGUUUCCAUCAACGCUAGUGGCAAUGAGAAUAGUUCCUCUGUACUUCCCAGUAAGGAAGGUUCCAUCAAUCUAAUUAAAUAUUAGGAAGUAAUUAGUAUGAAAUUUACUUGGUCUGCAAGAAUAGAAACAUUUCAAAUAGUAAACAUGUAUUAAAAUACCUGAAUAAAUGGUAUGCAGAACGCAAACCCGUCAAUGCAUUGUUUGAAAGCCCAAAAAAGACGGUGAAACAUCAACUUCUCAUGUACUCGAACUUGAUCCUUAGUGUAUACAUUGUUGUAUACUGGGACGAAAACAGUCCCAGGGUUGGACUCAUCCAUUGCGGCCAUAAGUCUAGGGAGUAAAGCAUACGAAUCCUCCCAAUCACCAUAUACCUCAGCCAUGGCUUUCUGCUUUCCAUGCCAUGCUUUUUUGUACCUUAUCGUGUAAGAAUGUCGAUCCUUCACCUCGGCCAUGAUAGCUUUGACCUUGAUAUCUGGUUUUGCUUCGAUAAGGUGUUUAAUAGUUCUCCCAAUUUCUUUGCUUUAAGUUGCCUGUGAUCCUGGGAACGUAUGGACGAGGAGCAGGUGUGGUUGGUCUCAGCUUUUCGAAUCACCCAGGCACCCUUUCUCUUCAUAUAUGCAGCCCGCAGUUGCCAUGUACAACCCUCUGCAUCAUUCUUGCAUAUGACAUGUAAUGGUUUACUGUCAGAAUAUUUUACCUUCCACUCGAAAUUGCGCCUCAAGGCCUCUUCGGUAAAGCCAUCCUGCACAGCGUCCUUCGAUGAGAACGCCAUACCCACCUUCUUGAAUAAUAAGCUGAAACUUCUUGAAUUUACCCAUAUCUACAAUUUACAAUAAGUAACUAUUAGCAUAAUUCCAGUAAUUCAUAACUUCGGCCAUAUUUGCUACGAUAAGUAAUUCAUAACAAUAUAACUACUAAAAACAACCAUUAGGAAUUAAUACGAAAAUUAAACCAUACCGUAAAUUCCUGUUCUGUGUAUGUUGCUCGAUUUUGGUUGCUGAAAUUUGAAGAGGGGGGGGGAGUGGUUAUGUUUUUACAACUGCUGGUGGUGUGGUAUUUAUAGAAAAAUCGGCUAAUGUUCACCGCCUUCGUCAAACGCGGUGAACAUCAUCACCGCGUUUGUCUCAAACGGUGAACAUUACGUAGUUGUGACCUAAUUUUCACCUACCAGGGUUGGAAAACGUGAGAAAUAAUCACCGCCUUAGUCUAAGGCGGUGAAGAUGUUCCCCGCUUUGCCCUAAAACGGUGACGUUUUCACGCUUUUAACUUAAACGGUGACGUCUUCACCGUUUUCGUUAAACGCGGUGAACACUUCACCGCUUUAUACAAAGACGGUGAACACGUCAUCGUUUUAUUUUAAAAUGGUGAAAUGUUCACCGUUUUUGGCAAACACGGUGAUUAUAUUCACUGCGUUUGUAAAAAACGGUGAAUGCCAAA